CAUGCGGUUUGAUUAAAGAAGGAAAAGCAGAAAGAAAUCAGCUGAUGAUAAAAAGGACAUGAACCCGUUCCUGGAAAGGAGAGUAGAGUAGAGGACGAUUUCGGUCUCUCAUCUGAACCCCUUCCCGGUGUUCUGGGGGUCCGGUUCUCGGCUCAGCUGCUCCGCUCUUUGUCAGCCGGUUCACACACACAGAGACCCGGGCGGGUUUGUGUCUCUGAAUGAAGCCGCUGUACCGGAGAGACACUCGUUGGUUUUAACACUAUAAUGAGCCGGUAGUGUUUUAUUCUCUCGAGUUUUCUGUGGAAUAUGUGCUGUUAGGAUUUAUUUCCUGUUGGAUUUUUAUCACCUUUUGUUUGGAGGAAGAAGCGGCUGAUGCUGCAGUUCAUAUAGUGAAGUCACACUGACGGAGGAAUCACCAGAUCAGGUCUUAAUCGUUUUUAUUAGCCUAAAUCUUCUUCACAGGACCGUGGGAAUGUGGAAACAUCGCUGAUGGAAUUAUUUCACCUUCGCAGGAUGGAUGUUUAAAUUAUUCGGAAUCUUAUUCGGUUAUUUAUCAUAGUUGGCUCUGGGGAACGGCUUUGGGUUUCCUCAGUCUUUUGUGUGCAGUUGAUCUGUCAGUCCCGGAUUCUGUUGGACUGCUCCGGUCCCGUCCCGCUGUGUCCUGGGCUGAGCAGCACCAUGCCGGAGUGCGUCUCGGUGCCCGAGUUCUUGCAGGAGGUUCUGGAUGACUGGAGCUCCCCCACCACCUCCUCUUUCACCUCCAAGAUGAUCAGCUGCAGGAACACUGUCUACCUGCUGGAGGAGGUUCUGGACAGUGACCGGUUGGUGUUGCAGAAGAUGAAGAAAGCAGCUAAAGCCAAAUACACAUCAGGACAAGACCACGUGUCUCACCUGGAGCAGUACAUUCAUUCGAUGGAGAGGCUGUCUGUCAACUGUCACUCUAAUGGAGAGACGGAGGUUGGCUCUGCCUUCUGCCGACUGGCGGACUUUUCUAAAGAGCUCCUCUCUCCCAUGAAGAACCUGUUAAAGAGCAUGCUCCACAACAUCAACUUCUUCCUGGACUCUCUGGUUAAAGGAGACCUGAGGGAGGUGAAGGGGGAUCUGAAGAAGCCUUUUGACAGAGCAUGGAGGGACUAUGAGAGCAGAUUCAAGCAGGUGGAGAAGGAGAAGAGGGAGUUAGCUCGUCAGUAUGGGAUGGUGAGGACCGAGGUGAGUGGAGGAGAAAUUGCAGAGGAGCUCGAAAAGGAGAGACGCUCCUUCCAACUGAGCAUGUGUGAGUAUCUGAUCAAAGUCAACGAGAUAAAGACGAAGAGAGGAGUCGACCUGCUGCAGAACCUCAUCAAACACUACCACAGUCACAACAAUUUCCUGCAGGAGUGUGUUUCCACCACUCAAAGGUUGAAGCAGUACAUGGAGGAGCUGAAUGGAGUCCUGACGACGGUGAAGCAGCGCCAGGAGGAGGAGAAAAGACAGCUUGUGUCUCUUAGAGAUCAGCUGAGGCCGGUUGUCCACACAGACCAGGACUCUUUACCUAAGCAGGUGUACAGUAUGCAUCAGCUGCUGGGAGACAAACAGUACGGGACAGAAAGAACAGGAUUCCUCUACAAGAAGAGUGACGGGUUGAGGAAAAUGUGGCAGAAGAGGAAAUGUUCAGUUCACAACUGUUACCUCACCAUCGCUCACGCUACUCCUAAUAAACCUCCGACCAAACUCAACCUGCUCACCUGUCAGGUUAAACCCAGUGUGGAGGACAAGAAAUGCUUUGACCUCAUAUCUCAUAAUCGGACCUACCACUUCCUGGCUGAGGAUGAAGCUGAGUGUGUGGCAUGGAUCUCGGUGCUCAGUAACAGUAAGCAGGAGGCUCUGAGCGCUGCUCUGGAUGGCGGGAGGAGAGGGGGAGGAGGUGGGGAGAGCAGUGUGGAGGAUCUGACCCGGGCCAUCACUGAUGACAUCAGACGGAUGCCAGGAAACAACAACUGCUGUGACUGCGGAGCACCAGAUCCCGGAUGGCUCUCGACCAAUCUGGGUAUCCUGACCUGUAUCGAGUGUUCAGGGAUCCACAGGGAGAUGGGGGUCCACGUCUCCAGGAUCCAGUCUCUGAGUCUGGACAGUCUGGGGACUUCAGACCUGCUGUUGGCUAGAAAUGUUGGUAACGCUGGAUUUAAUGAAAUACUGGAGGCGAACCUGAUGAGUCCGUCACUGAAGCCCUCCCAACACAGCCACAUGGCGGAGCGUAAAGACUUCAUCCUAUCAAAGUAUCAGGACGUUAAUUUUGUGAGGCGGAGCCACAGCUCAUCUGCAGCGCUGCGACUUGGCCUGCAGGAGGCGACCAAGAGCUGCGACAUCUACAGUCUGAUCCAGCUGUACGCUCAGAGAACGGAGCUCAGCCAGCCGCUGCACACACACAUACAGGAGAAAGGGGAGACGGCGCUCCACCUAGCUGUCCUAUUGGCCGACAGAACUUCACUGCACAUCCUUGACUUCCUAGCCCAGAAUUGCUCCAACGUGGACGUGCAGACGUCAGCAGGAAACACGGCGCUGCACUACAGCUGUCUGCACAACAAGAGCGACUGUGUGAGACUGCUGCUGAGAGCCCGGGCCAACACACACCUGAAGAACGAUUUAGGAGAGACCGCUCUGGACGUGAGUCGGAGGUUGAAGCACGGCCACUGUGAGGCGCUGCUGCAGCAGGCCCAAUCCAACCAGUUCGAGCAUCAUGUCCAUGUGGAGUACGAGUGGAGGCUUCGCCAUGAUGAUCUUUACGAUAGCGACGAUGAUUUUGACGACAAGAACGGUCCAGUAAAGAAGGAGCGCUCCUCCUCUUCCUCCUCCUUCACCUCCUCCUUCUCCUUCUCCUCCCGUCCCUUUAGUUUCAAUCAGUCUUCCUCCAUCACCCCGCCAUCCUCUGGAGCAGCUGGAGGAGGUCUGCUCAGUGUGGGGAGGAGGCUCGCCAUGGCUAUGGAGCUCCACAGCCGGCCCUCUGGCUCGGCCUCCAGCCCCCCUCCUCCGCCCCCAUCUUCCCCUGCACCUCCGCUGCCUCCCAGGGUCAAAGCUCCCAGUGUCCCUCCUCCUCCCCCUCCUGCUGCUGGGGAGGAAGGAGAGGAAGAGGGGGAGGUCUUCUUCCCCCUGAUACGAAACAGAAAGUCUACCACUCCCCCUCCAAUCGCAGUCCGACACAAGAGGAGCUGCUCCGAGUCCAGCAAGCAUGAUUACGGGUUGCCAACCAGUCCCAGGAUCUAUAGCGGCCCAGACUCCUCCUUUAAGAAGUGUGUUCCAUCUUCUCCUCUAGGCUCACUGGCUGAACGACCAGACAGAGGUUUUCGGAGGGCAGACAGUGAUAGUAGCUCCUCCCACUUCCUGCAGCUGGACAGUAAAGCCCCGCCCAACGGGUCUCCCACCAAUCAGCGCUCUCAGAGCUUUGAGAAUGACAGAAGAGGCCCCGCCCCCCAGCCACUUCCUCGCAGAUCAUUGCCUCGUGGUGCAAAGAGCCGUCGGGUUGAGGCGCUGUAUGACUGCCAAGCCGACCACCACGAUGAGCUGAGCUUCUGCGAAGGGCAGGUGCUGGUUGUCCUGGGACAGGAGGACAGUGAUUGGUGGCAUGGUUACAUAGAGGAUGAACCAGACCAGAGAGGUUUGUUUCCAUCCUCCUUUGUGCAGCUGCUGUUAGACUGACACCAACCUGGACUGAACCAGACCAGGACUGGUGCAUACCUUGGACCAGUACAGAUCCAGAUCACAUCAGUCAACUAGGAUCUCAGGAGAAUCAAAUCAGAACCAAACCAGAUCAGUACUGAGCAGCAGAAGCUGAACCACUGAUCUGCGAUGGACCAGGUCAGACAUUCAGGUUUUUGUUCUACUCCACCUCCUGGACUGGACUGAUCUGGUCCUGACCAGCUCCAGCAUCCUGCAAGUUUACAUGACCACGGCCUUCUGUUACCAUGGAAAGGUUACAGGUGACCUUUUAGUGAAGAAUCUAGACCAGAUUUUUGUGGCUUGGGUCAUGUGAUAAGGUUGCCAUGGAGACAGCCUUGCACACACUGAUCAACUAUGAUUCACUGCUGAUGCUGACAAUACUUUUAUUUAUUUAAAAUUAAAAAUAUUAUUUUAUUAAGCUUACAGAUGCCUGCAGGUCACUUCAAAAUCUGCUGGACUUUUAUUUUGAAGUUCAACCUAACAACUUUUUUUCUGCUCUAAUUUAUUUUUAUGUAUUUGUAAUGUUAUUGAUCCUGUGGCGACGCCACCACACAAGCGGCUUCUGUCCCAUUUCAGGCUCAGUCUCCUUGCAGGGGCAGGGCUCACACGGUCCAACACAUAACCAGAGCACAAAGGAUUGUAGGAUUCUGAAGACCAAAGGAUAAAUACCAGUUGUCUGCUCUAAAUUCAGGUGACAUCAGCCUGAAAUGGGACACAGCUGAUGCUUCCAGCUGCCUUUGAUGUCACAAGAUAUCGCAACGCCUCAGUAAGUACGGCAAUGUAUUGCUGCCACUAUUACAAAAGUAGUUUGCUCAAUUUCUCAGUAAAACAAGAACAUUUUCAAAUUAUUGCAAGAUACCUUCCAUGCAACAAUGACAUGUAACAAGAGACCAUUUACUUAAGUAAUGAACUGUGUGCUAAUUUGAGGUACUUUUACUAGACUUGAGUAUUUCCAUCUUAUGUAAAUUUAAAAUUUUUACUCCACUACACCUCAGAGGCAAAUAUUGUAUUUUACAGCUUUAGUUACUCUUCAGAUUACAACUUUUCAUACUCUUACUGUGUAGUGAAAACCAGAGGUGGAAAGUAACGAAUUACAGUUACUCGUGUUACUGUAAUUGUGUAGUUUCUUGUGUACUUUUUUAAGUCGUUUUUAUGAUCUGUAAUUUUGCUAUUACUUACUUAAGUAUUGUACUUCGCUACAUUUUAAAUCACAGCCGUUACUGAGUAAAAAACAAAUCAUGUUUGCGCAUGGCUCAAAGACAGGACUAACUGUGACUCUUGCUGCGGAGAGUCCCCAGUUAACUAAGUUAUGUAUACUCUAAGUAUUUUUUAAAUGAGCUACUUUUUACUUUUACUUGAGUAGAUUUUUAUACCAGUAGCUUUAUUUGUACUUAAGUAAAACUUCAUCAGUGUAACAGUACUUACUUAAGUACAAUAUUUUAGUACUCUUUCCACCUCUGGUGAAAACCACAUAUCUCCAAAUUUGGUGAUUUUGAAUGUGAAUCUUUCUGAUAAACUGAAGUAUUAAGUGUCCCUUUAUGAGGAUAUUAUCCUCCUUCUUAUGUUAAAUAAACUAUAAAUAAAUAAACCCCCUUGGAUUAGGUGGAAAUUUUGAAGUAAAGUUUUGAAUUGUAGUGGAGUAUUUUCAGUAUGGUAUUGCUACUUUAAGUAAAUAAUCUGAAUACUUGUUCCACUACUGCUUAUAACUUUGUCUUAGUAUAACACAUUUCCUAUUAUUGACAAAAUAGUAGCAUAUAUCAUUAAAGCCGAAAAUAUUUGUUUUAACAUACCAACUUCUUAAUUUCGUGACGAAAAAGGUCUAAUGAUAGAACAAGAUACAGUGAUAUGUGGUAAUAACAAAAGUUUCUUGUGGUAGGAAUAAUUUGGUGUCUAUUAACAUCGAGAAAAAAUAUCAUAACUUAACAUAACAUAUUAUACACGAAAGUGAGCGGAAUCUUUUUGUUAUUAUGGUGGCAGCAAUACGCCAUGAGGAACGUUUCCCAUCUGGGUUUGAUUGUGUCAACCUUUUACCUCCAGAGGUUUUGAUAGAAAAACAAAACUCAAAUUUUGUUUCAUCUUUUUUUAUUUAAUGAAAAAGGGACAGUGGUGGGUGUGUUGUUUUGAAAUAUCACAGUGCUUAUGUGUGUUUGGUAACUAUGAACGAAUUAAUUAACUGAUGAUCAGCAUGUUUGUUUGAUAAAAGAGAAAGAAAUCAAUUUCAUGUAACAGAGUCACAGUUUAAACAUGAAUGAGUUGAGUUAAAGCUAUGAUAACUGUACACACAUCUUGUUUGGUCAGUGGACGUGGCUCUGCACUAACUCUAAAGAUCAUACACAGCCGUUUAUGAUGGAAUUACCAGCAGCUGAUUGGUUGAUUUAAUCUGCCGGCAUUCUUAAAUAAUCUUUACAUUUCCUUACUGCAGGAAAUCUAAAAAGCACAACUUUGGAUUUAUACUCACAAGAAAAUUAUUAUUAUUUUUCCAGUGUGAGCAAGUGAAUGUUUUCACUAUAACUCAGUCUGAAAAUUCCAAAACCUUGCAUCCAGAUGUUGAGUCCAGCUCAGUACUCCAGAGGGCAGCUGCUCUGUCAUUUAAUGGCUGAAUGUUCCUCGUAAAUUGAUAAUUGCCAGCAGGAAGUUUUCUUGAAGCAGCCAACAAUGUGUUAAAACAAGCAACAGACGUGUCUGAUAAACCCACAGCUUCAGGUUACUCAGCAGUCAGGUUUAAACAGACCAUGCGACUUGUUCCAGGCAAACAGGGUUAAACUCUAAACUGCAGCCGAGCUAAUGACAGAGCAACAGCUGUCUGAUGAUGAUUCAGCAUUUAUGAUUAUUUAUAGGCCUCAGUCUGAUUCAAGCUAAGUGCCUUUAGGAUUAUGUGACGGCGUCCCCUUCUGACAGCUGCAUGACAGUUUUUUGUCAGGAGAGACUGACUUAAAAGUGUUCUCCUUUAGCCCCAUUUGUGUGAUCAAUACAGUGGGAGUACAAAGACACAGAGUUGUUGGACAGAGUUCAGGGAGAUGAUGGUAUGUAGCCAGGAGGAGUCUAUGAUGGUGGGCUUUUCACUCUGCCUUCUAGUGUGGCUAUUGGAAAACCUUCUCUGCGCUUAUCAUUGUACCGGCAAGUUUGUUUGAAGCAGACUGAGGUCUUUACUGAGCGAUUUCACACCGGCAGAUGGGUCUGAAUCUGGAAAUUAGCAGUUUUCCCAAUCCCAUACCUGAGUCUACCUGAAGUGGUAGUCUCAGUUUGGUGCCUGUUCAUUCAAAAACCAAUGUGUAAUCCAAUUUGUGAGAUAAGAAGGCUACCAUUUCAUGAUAUACUGCCAUUCUGAACAGUAAAUGACUUAAAGCAGAACAGAGGUUAGAGUGCUAAUAUACUAGAUUUUAACAAUUCAUAUAUCAACAAGCAGCUGCAUUGUGCAUGUGUGUGCAUGGGAGAUUAAAGAGUAUAUCCACAAUCUAGAUUAGGGCAAAUUUAUCGCUAGUCAACAUGAGAUUAUUUUCCUUAAAUUUUUUUAAACUUGUCUAAUAUUCAGUGCGACUGGGGAUGUGUUUAGUCUGUAAAUCUUAUUUUUUUCUUCCAAGAACCAACAACGUUGGCUAACAUAUCCGGCGCAUACACGUCGCUGAAAUAGAAGAUGCCGCUUACUAACACAACAGGUCAAGCAGCUAAAUCAGCGUCUGAAUAACUGAUCAUUUUGGGCAAUAGGGAAUUAUCUUUACCAAGUUAGAAUCUACACUAUCUGAUAUAUUUUUAAACAAAAUAUAUGACAAACAAUAUUUGCUUUUUUCCUUUUCACGCAAUGAAAAUGAGGCGAAAACCAAUUUGACAAAAACUUUGAAAUAUUUUACGAUUUUCUCAAUGCUUAAAAACAAAAUUUUAAUGUGAAAGAUGGACGAAUGGACAAAUAAACAGCAUCUUGUAGAUGUGAUGGAACAAGGAGUAGCCAUCAUGCAAACACAAAAGCACAGCUGAAAAAAAACUAUAGUGCUCUAAGAGGGACCAUCAUACUCAGAUUCAGACUCAAACUAGCUCAGUGUGAAAACGUCUUGUUACUCCUCAUUUUGUAAAGGAAGUCAAGCAUUCAGACAACAUCGAUUGACAAUCAGCAACAGUUUCUUUACAUUCACAGUGCAGGUGGGACAGCCCUCUGUACGCUGUCGUUUACCUUUAACAGAAAGCCCAGCAAUCAGCUGACUGACUCCUCUGUUACCUGCUGGACUGGUCAGUCUAUCUUCUUCAUAUGGUUGUUUUUUUGGUUGGACUUCAGAUUUUUUGGAAAGUACAUUGUGCUACAUCUUCCACUCAUCCAUGCACCGCACACACUGUUUGUUUGCCCUUGUUAAGUUUUGUUUAAUAAAUCUUAAAUCUACUUAAAAGUCAUGCACAUUCUCUUU
Messenger RNA from Micropterus salmoides (largemouth bass), 8087 nucleotides. RefSeq names its product un-named sa1614. Gene Ontology annotation, cellular component: cytoplasm. Gene Ontology annotation, molecular function: protein binding; GTPase activator activity. The transcript is spliced from 28 exons. Gene Ontology annotation, biological process: positive regulation of GTPase activity. Bases 679 to 3672 code for a protein of 997 amino acids. NCBI's taxonomy places the organism in Eukaryota, Metazoa, Chordata, Actinopteri, Centrarchiformes, Centrarchidae. The record is from RefSeq and is a predicted model, not a curated record.